GGCUAAUUAUUUAUUGGUAGCUGUAAUCUAAUUUGUCUUUUUCAUCUUCUGUUUAGCAAGAGGAACAGAGAUCAGGUCUUAUGGCAAUGACCCCUGAACGGCAGAAUGCAUAUAUCUCCCAACAGAUGAGUCCAUUUCAAGCCGUCCAAGAACAAGUCACCUCCAAGUGUAGCCGGAUCAAGGCAAGCCCCCCAUCUAGCAAGCACUUGAUGCCACCCAGAACUGGGCUCCUUCAGAACAAUCUGAGUCCAGGAAUGAUCCCACUCACCAGGCACCAGAGCUGCGAGGGCAUGGGAGUGAUCUCACCAACUCUGGGGAAGCGCCAAGGAAUUUUCACCUCCAGCCCCCAGUUUCCCAUCCUCUCACACUCAGGCCAGACUCCCCUGGGCAGUCUUGGCUCUGUCUGCCAGCAUACGCAGAGUCCCAAGGCCACCCCACCAGAAGUGCCCCUGCCUGGGUUCUGUCCCAGCUCCCUGGGCACCCAGUCCUUGAGUCCCCACCAGCUCAGACAGCCUAGUGUGCCAAGAAUGCCCACUGCGUUCAACAAUGCUGCAUGGGCCACAGCGGCAGCAGCUGUGACCACAGCAGUUUCGGGGAAAACACCCCUCAGCCAAGUGGAUAAUAGCGUUCAGCAGCAUUUUGAUAGCAACUCCAUCUUUGCCAAGGCGCCUGUGAGAGUGCCUCUGGUGGCCCCAGUGUUCCCAUCGCAGCGGGCACUUGCGCCUCCCAAUCAGAUGGCCUCUGAAGGCAGGCCUGGCCAGAAGGUGAGUGCUGCUCUGGCCAACAACCCCAGCUUCAGCCUGCUGCGCAGCCAGAGCCUCAGGCAGAGCCCAGUGCGGGGCCCGGUGCCUGCAGCAAACACCACCAAGUUCCUCCAGCAGGGUAUGGCCAGCUUUAGUCCCCUGAGCCCCAUACAGGGCAUCGAGCCACCAAGCUAUGUGGCUGCUGCUGCCACCGCUGCUGCUGCUUCUGCCGUUGCUGCCAGCCAGUUCCCAGGUCCGUUCAACAGAAUGGGUAUUCGCCCUGAGCUGCCACCUGCCGACUUUUUGCGCCAGCCCCAACCCCCACUAAAUGAUCUGAUUUCGUCACCUGACUGCAAUGAGGUAGAUUUCAUUGAAGCUCUCCUGAAAGGCUCCUGUGUGAGCCCAGAUGAAGACUGGGUGUGCAACUUGAGGCUGAUCGAUGACAUUUUGGAACAGCACACUGCUGCUCAAAAUGCCACAGCCCAGAAUUCUGGACAAGUCACCCAGGAUGCUGGGGCACUUUAAAUCUGAGCAGGAUGCCCAUAGAAGCCCCCAUGGUGACAUCACUCUAGGAAGUGGUGUCAAUCCAUACCCGCAGUUGUCUCCCAUUACAAUUUGAGUGGUGUUGUCAGCCCAUGCUUAUCCCUCUCUCUACCUGUGACAAAAUGGAAAGCUGGUGAUUUUUCAAGCUACGUGUACAUAUUUGAAAAUUUUGUAAAUGGUUUUCCUAAACAUUAAUGACAGAAGUAUUUAUACUUCAUUUUGUGACUUUGUAAAUAAAGCGACGGCUUUUGUUUCAGUAGAGUUGUGUUUACUAUGCAUUGUUUUGUGUUUAUUAUACAAUGUUACAAAUAUGCAGACUGUGUUGUUUGCUCCAGUGAUACCUUGUUAAGCUAGGUGGCUGAGUCGCUUAUGGUUUUAAUGCAAUGAGCAAUGUGGAUGUGACCAAGAGUUGUUGUGCAAGUUGACAAAUGCCAAAUAGAAAACCACUUGGCCAUUUAUUUCUAUGUUCACUAAAAAUCCUAUUGCCUUGUGUGAUUCUUAAUCUCUUUUGCAAACCUUUCAGUCUCCGCUAGCUCUUUCCUAAUGAGCAUUUACAGCAGAAGCCGUUUUAUCGUUAAGUGCCCCACAGGGACACUUUACCAGGAGGCUGAGAGAGUUCUCCAGAUCUGGGAGAGGCGCAGAGAGAGUGUGUGAGCCGAGCCCUGUCUCAGCAAUCCACCUUGAGGAACUAGAGUAUCCUCCUCCCUUUACCAUUCAGACCGAGAGAAAAAGCCCAGCUUGUGUGCACCCUCGUGGGGUGAAGGCGAGCUGUUCCUGGUUUAAAGCCUUUCAGUAUUUGUUUUGAUGUAAGGCUCUGUGGUUUGGGGGGGAACAUCUGUAAACAUUAAUAGUUGAUUUGGGGUUUGUCUUUGAUGGUUUCUAUCUGCAAUUAUCGUCAUGUAUAUUUAAGUGUCUGUUAUAGAAAACCCACACCCACUGUCCUGUAAACUUUUCUCAGUGUCCAGACUUUGUGUAAUCACAUUUUAAUCGCCACCUCGUAUUUCGCCUCUACAUUUGAAAUCUGGCGUCUGUUUCGAGCCAGUGUGUUUUUUCUUCGUUCUGUAAUAAACAGCCAGGAGAAAAGUG
Pongo pygmaeus (Bornean orangutan) is the source of this 2372-nucleotide messenger RNA. RefSeq lists its product as uncharacterized. Gene Ontology annotation, biological process: regulation of transcription by RNA polymerase II. Bases 81 to 1268 code for a protein of 395 amino acids. Lineage: Eukaryota; Metazoa; Chordata; Mammalia; Primates; Hominidae. The transcript has 2 exons. The record is from RefSeq and is a predicted model, not a curated record. Gene Ontology annotation, cellular component: nuclear body.